Molecule: messenger RNA, 1575 nt
Organism: Nicrophorus vespilloides
Lineage: Eukaryota; Metazoa; Arthropoda; Insecta; Coleoptera; Silphidae
Product: glycoprotein-N-acetylgalactosamine 3-beta-galactosyltransferase 1-like
Exons: 6
Coding region: 290-1354 (354 amino acids)
Cellular component (GO): membrane
Molecular function (GO): N-acetylgalactosaminide beta-1,3-galactosyltransferase activity
Source: RefSeq, a predicted model, not a curated record
UAACAUAUUUUUUUUGUUGGAUGGCAACGCGAGAGGACAGCGUAGGGGCAGUUGCUGCAGCGAGCAGCUGUGCUGCUCCGUCCCCCCGGUUGGUUGUCGUCGUCUCGCUCCCUCGCGCGUAAACACUCUCGCUUCGAUACUCUCGCCCCCCUUCAAUUCGCGAUAAACCGGCGAACGCGAAAAGCCAACGUCAACGGUGUUUCGACGGAAAUUAAGUGGUGUUUCCAACCCCCCUGAAAAAAGGAUACUCAAGAAUAGAUUAAAGUGAAGAUGAUCUGAACACGAAGCGAUGACGAUUUCCCGUAUGAAAAUGAGCUGGCCAAAUAUGAAGAGGCAAAUAGUGUUGGCGCUGGCGGCGGGAAUCCUCAUCGGAUUUAGUGGAACGUACAUGAUGCUGGAGCCGCCGAUGUGGUUGAACCUGGCCGAUCCGCACACCAGCCACGAGAUGCAGCACAUGGCCGGGCCCGAAGUUGAUCCGGGGGCGCACGGCCACGACGAAGAGUUCCACCGUUACGAGAACGAUUCGGUGGCGCGCGAUCUGAGAGAUAGGGUGAGGGUGCUGUGCUGGGUGAUGACCGGUCCGGCCAAUCACCAGAAGAAGGCGAAACACGUGAAGAAUACGUGGGGAAAACGGUGCAACGUGCUGCUCUUCAUGAGCUCCAAAGAAGAUGACAGUUUACCUGCGGUCGCUUUGCCCGUUUCCGAGGGUCGCGACAACCUCUGGGGCAAAACGAAGGAGGCCUUCAAGUACAUUCAUAAGCAUUACCUGGAUAAAGCCGAUUGGUUCCUGAAGGCCGACGACGAUACAUAUGUGAUAUUGGAGAAUCUGAGGUACAUGCUGCAGGCGCACGACCCGCUCGACCCCAUCUACUUCGGCUGCAGGUUCAAGCCGUACGUGAAACAGGGCUACAUGAGCGGAGGCGCCGGGUACGUGCUCAGCAGGGAAGCGCUGAAGCGAUUCAUCGAGGUGGGCGUUUCCAAUGGAACGCUUUGCAGACAGACGAACAGCGGCAGCGAGGACGUCGAGAUGGGCAAGUGCAUGGAGAAGGUUAAAGUCGAAGCGGGUGAUUCGCGCGAUUCCCUCGGCCGCGGAAGGUUCUUUCCCUUCGUGCCCGAGCAUCACCUCAUCCCCGGACACUCGCCCAAAUCUUUCUGGUACUGGAAGUACGUCUACUACGAUAGCAAAGAGGGCAUGGACUGUUGCUCGGACAACGCGGUCUCCUUCCACUACGUCAGCCCCAAUCAGAUGUACGUCCUCGAAUACUUGAUCUAUCACUUGCGACCGUACGGCAUCACUUACGCCGUUCCCAAGGAGACGCAUCAAGAGCGACGCCCCCAUAAAGCAAUCACGUAACGGCGCAAAGUGUUACCAAAUGCCAAAACGAAAACCAACAUUCCCAUACCCACAACCCCACCCCCUCCCUCGAUGUUAACAGCAAUAAACUAACCCGAUUCAAUUCAUGUCUCGUAGAAGGGUUGUAAAUAUACGCUGCGCAUACGUACGGUACAAAACAAAAAAACAAAGUUAUGUUUUCUCUCGUUUGUAAUAAUAAUAAUACUUGAUGAAUGAUGUGC